UCUCCGACUGAUUAUUCAAUUCCUUGAGGGUUUUUUCUCCGGCCAUGGUCCAUCCUGCUCAGAGUUGGAUUUUAACGGUUUUACGCUGUAACUGGAUACCCUUGAUAAUUUAUGCAAAAGGACUAUAUGAACCGCCUCUUCCCCCAAUGGUUCGACAGAGAGUGAUCCUCAAAGAAACGUUUCAUUAUCUACAUGCACCUUCCAUUGGAACACUUGCAGCACACGAUGUUUUUGACUGCACCUUUGAAUGCCUCAGCAAUCCUCUAUGUUCUUCUUUGAACCUGGCUUCCUCCAAAAGAGCCGACGGUACAUUAUUGUGUGAGUUCUUGUCUUCCGACAGAUACAGAAAUCCGAAGGAAUACAGAAGAAACCAGAGUUCGCACCACUUAUAUUUUAAGUCGCCUUGUUCAUCGUAUCCUUGCCAGAAUGCAGGUGCUUGUGGGACAAACAAUCGAUAUGAUACCUUUGAAUGCUUCUGUGAGAACGGUUUCACUGGAAAGUAUUGCGAGAAAGUAUUGCCAAUGUAA
Molecule: messenger RNA, 527 nt
Organism: Pocillopora damicornis (cauliflower coral)
Lineage: Eukaryota; Metazoa; Cnidaria; Anthozoa; Scleractinia; Pocilloporidae
Source: RefSeq, a predicted model, not a curated record